CGCGACUCGGCAGUGCCGCCGGAGAAGCUCUCGCGACGACCGCAGCAGCGAAGCUCCGGCGAGAGAGGACAGAAGGAGCGUUCUUUUUUUUUUUUUUAUAUAUAUAUAUGAUAUAUACACACACACACACACGUAUAUUAUUCAUGUUUUGUAAUUAACCUUAUUUAUUGUCUCCCGGCGGGAUUUAAACACGCAACUCGGCGGUGGCGGACGAUGGUGAAAGAGGACCCGGGAUCCGAGCCUGAGCAGCCCAACGGAACUUAUUGUUAUGUUGCGAUUGUUUGGGCUAUGUUACCCCCGAGUGAGUUCGCCUUUGGUCCGUCGUCGGCGCUCCAUCGGGAACAUUCUGCCGGUUUUUAACCCACUUUGAAGGAUAAACGCCGAAGGAAGGAAGGAUUGUGCUUUUUUUUUUUCUUCUCUCCUCUUCUUCGGGGAUUUAAAUUUGCUGGUGCUCCUCAGGGGGGGGGGGGGGAGAGAGAGACAUUCAUGUGGCCAUUCUCUCGUUUCUAGUUUUCCUCUUGGGGGUGGGGGGGGGGGGGAGAAAGUGCAUAAUGAGCAAAGAACGACCCAAAAGGAAUAUUAUUCAGAAGAAAUACAAAUACCGAAACAAAUGUUCCUGCGUGUUGUGUCGUCGUGUCAACGCCUCUCCCGGUUGUCCCCCCCCGCAGGACGACAGCGAUGGUAUCCCGUGGUCGGAAGAGCGGCUGAUGCGAAAGGUGCUUUACCUCUCCCUCAAGGAGUUUCGGAGCGCGCAGAAACGGCAGCUGGACGGCGAUGGGAGCGCCAACCAAAACGGCUCCUUAGCCAACGGGCAGCUCAACGGCUCCGGGUCAAUGGGCGGCCACAAAGAUGGCGGCUCGCUGCACGCGUCGGGCCUGGACGAGGGCGGCGGCUACUGCGAGGACGGGCCGGCUAAGAAGAGGCCUCGUCUGCAAGCCCAGAGGAAGUUCGCCCAGUCGCAGCCCAACUCGCCCAGCACCACACCCAUCAAGGUGGCCGAUCCCGCUGCCCUCACCGUGGGCCAGGCCGCCCCCGUGCCCGCGGCCUCCGCCGCCGCCGCCGCAUCGUAUUCGUCGCCGCUGUCGUCGCCGCCGCCACCGUCGUCGUCGCUUGCCACCUCGUCCCUGUCGUCGUCCAUCCAGGACCUGUCCCGACGAAAACCCAAGACGGAGGACUUCCUCACCUUCCUCUGCCUCAGAGGUUCGCCGGCGUUGCCCAACAACAUGGCCUACUUCGGCAGCUCCCAGGAGGAGGAGGACCUGGGGGAGGUGGAGGACGAGGAGGAGGAGGAGAUGAGGAACGGCGGCGCCGGCCACUCGCACUUCGUGGUGAGCGGCAGCCACGCAUCCGGCUCCUCCUCCUGCCACUCCACGCCACGCAAGGGAAAGCCCCUCGCACGCCAACCGCUCAACGGCCACGUGUUCAACAACCACAGCAAAGCGGGGAUGCGUGAGAGCCCUCGGCCCAAGGCGACGGCGCCUCCUACCCCGCCGCCGCCGCUCCUGAGGGAGCGCAGCGAGCGGGCCGAGGCGCGGGAACACGUCAGGAUGUUGCAAGCCCUGGCCGGCGCUAACGCCAACACUAGCCUGUCUACCAGGAGGGCCGCGGAGGAGCUACGGAAGCAGGUCUCCAGAGUGAACGGGCUGACGCGUCUGAGCGCCCUGCAGGCCGCCGCCAAGAGGAGCCGCGACUUCCGCCUGCCGUCCAAAACUGUGAAGAAGUACACGGCCACCGUGUCCAAGGGCCACGUCACCUACACCAAAGCCAAGCAGAGGGAACUGGGCAAGAAAACCAAACUCAGCAGCAACAACAACAAUGCGAACAAUCACAAUCAGCACAGCCAGCCAGCAGCCAGCAACAGGCUGACCCACUCAGGAAAAGCAGCAGCAGCCUAUCACAGCAAUGCAAAAACACGCAAACAGGUGCUACUAUCCAACGGGCUGCACGCGGGCGACGCCGCCGCCGCCGCUCGCCUCGACGCGAGGCUGAACGGGCAGCGGCACGACGACAGGGAGGACGGCCACAGACACGAGGGCGACUUCCCUGGGCGGGAGGGUCUGCGCAACUCCAAGCGGCGCCUGGAGGUGGUGCUGCACUCGGUGGAGGCCAGCGUGCUGAAGGGCGGCCAGGAGCCCAAGAAGGCCAAGCUUCGGCCGCCGCCACCGGAGACCCGCAGCGGCAAGAAGGCGGGCCCGAUGCGCUCCGCCACCCCCAGCACCCCGCUCUCAAGCGGACGCCUUUCUGAGCCGCCGCCGCCCCCCGAGAGCUCCCCGCCCUCCACGCCCCUCGCGCAACAAUCCUCUUCGACACCAGCAGAGUCGGCGAACCAGCGGCCCAAGCGGGCGUCGGCCGGCAAGCUGAUGUUGAUCAGACAAGCACAGCAGCAACUGAGCAGGUCUCACGGCCGCGGCGGCGCCUCCUCUUCCUCCCCGUCGUCCGGCCACAAUCACUCCCGCGGCCCCGGGCGCAGCACUACCUCAGACCUCCGACAGGGCGCCGCCUCCUCCUCCUCCCCGCUCGCCAACCGGUCGGGACCGCUCGGGCCCCCGCCGACGGGGCGGCCGGCCGACCGCGACAAGGAGUGGGAGCGCGAGAAGGAGCUGGCGCGGCAGAAGGAGCGCGAGCUGGAGAAGGAGCGGGGGCCCCGGCGGAGCCGCCCCGAAGGGUGGGCGGCGUUGGGCGAGGUGCCAGUCUUCCUACCGGCGUCCCGCGAGUUCCAGGACCCUCUGGCGUACCUGGACGGCGUGCGGGAGCAGGCGGAGGCGGCGGGCGUGUGCCGCGUGGUGCCACCGCCCGACUGGAGGCCCGAGUGCAAGCUCAGCGAGGAGAUGCGGUUCGUCACCACCGUGCAGAGGGUCCACAUGCUGGGGCGGCGCUGGGGCCCCAACGUGCAGCGGCUGGCGUGCAUCAGAAAACACCUCAAAUCUCAGGGCAUUACCAUGGACGAGCCGCCCGUCAUUGGCGGCUGCGAAGUGGACCUGGCGCGCUUCUUCCAGCUGCUCAACGACAUGGGCGGCAUGCAGCAGGUGAUGGACCUGAAGAAGUGGACCAAGCUGGCCGAUCUGCUGCGCAUCCCCAAGUCGGCGCAGGACCGUCUGGCCAAGCUUCAGGAGGCCUACCUGCAGUACCUGCUGGCCUACGACUCGCUGGGCGCCGACGAGCGCCUCCGGCUGCAGGCCGAGGUACUGCAGGAGAAGCGUUGUCUGGAGGCGCGGCGCGGGCCUCUGGAGGGCCUGGCGGACUCGGCCGCGCCGGCGCUGCCCCGCUACGAGCCCAAGAACGGGCUGGCGGGCGGCGUGGUGGGCGGCGGCGGAGGCGGCGCCGGCACCAACGGCGUGUACCAGCAUCUGAAAGAUCUGGAGGCUCAGGUGAAAGCGGGCCGGCGCCGCCUCUUCGCUCAGGAAAAGCACGGCAGAGAGGACGGGCGGCGCGCAGCGGACGAGCCGGACGACGACGGCGUACUCGGCGAGCAGCACAAAUGUAUUUACAAGGGGAAGUCCGUGUCGUUGACCAACUUCUUCCGGAUCGCACGCAACACCAUGACCAUGUGCUUCAACAAGGAGCCCGGCGCCGCCGAAGUGGAGCAAGAGUACUGGCGCAUUGUGGAGCAGCGUGACGGCCAUGUGGCCGUACAUUGCGGGAAGGUGGACACCAGCACGCACGGAAGCGGUUUCCCCACCGGCAAGUCGGAACCGUUUUCAAAACACGGAUGGAACCUCACCGUCCUGCCCAACAACUCGGGGUCCAUCCUGAGACAUCUCGGCGCCGUGCCCGGGGUCACCAUUCCCUGGCUAAACGUCGGCAUGGUCUUUUCUACCUCAUGCUGGUCUCGCGACCAAAAUCGCCUUCCAUACAUCGAUUACCUUCACACUGGUGCUGAUUGCAUUUGGUAUUGUGUCCCUGCUGAGGAGAAGUCCAAGCUGGACAAGGUGGUCCACACCCUGCUGCAGGCCAACGGGACGCCUGGACUGGAAAUGCUGGAGAAGAACAUCAUGAUUUCUCCGGAGGUGCUGUGCCGCGAGGGUAUCCGUGUCCACCGCACGGUGCAGCGCAGCGGCCAGUUUGUGGUGUGCUUUCCCGGCGCCUUCGUGUCCAAAGUGUGCUGCGGCUACAGCGUGUCGGAGACGGUGCACUUCGCCACGCCGCACUGGAUCAAGCUGGGCUACCAGGCGGCCAAGGAUCUGAAGUGCCGGCGCAUCGCCGAGCCGUUCUCCACGGAGAAGCUGCUCUACCAGAUCGCCACGGCCGAGUCCAAACGGGACAACGGCCUCCUGCUCGCCACCGUCGCCGCCCUCCUCAAAGACCUCAGGAACACGGAGAUGCGGCAGCGCUCGGAACUGUUCGCGGCGGGCCUGCACUCGGCGGCGCGCUACGGCGCUCACGACGAGGGCCGCAAGAAGCCGCGCGGGAAGUGGACGGCGCUCGAGUCCUCCGAGAGGCGAUGCCAGAUCUGCCACCACCUCUGCUACUUGUCCAUGGUGGUGCAGGAGACGGACAACGUUGUAUUCUGUCUGGAGUGCGCGUUGCGCUUCGUGGAGAAGCACAAGUCGUGCCGAGGCCUCAAGAUGAUGUACAGAUAUGACGAGGAGCAAAUCAACAACUUGGUGAACCAGGUGUGCGGGCGGGCCAUGCUGAAGAGCGGCGGGGGCGUGGCGGCGGGCGGCGGCCUAAUCGUGGCGGCGUCCGCGGCGGUGGCGGGCGCGGGUGACGCCUGCUGCCGCCCCGUCAGCCCCGCCAAAGCCUCGCCGGCCAAGCGCGGCGCCCCCCGCAAGCGCAGCGCCAUGGAGGUGUCGCUCGCCCGCCUCUCCUCCAGCCUGAUGCCCAAGGCGGCCGCCGUGUCUUGAGGCCUUUUGCACUAGCAUCCAAAACAUUUGCCGCCGUUUCCCCAAUUGCUUUUUGUCUCUGCCCCGCCCGCCAAAUUUUUUGGAAGUAGAAACCCAAAGUUUUUCCUCCCGAAUUCCCGGCGCAGCUCCUGCAGUAUCUCUUUGAAAACGCCGUGGGGCACGCUCGUAGUGAAAACUUGAAAGACAUUGCUGUUUUUUUCCCUGCAUCCUUCUGGAGUUUUUUUUUUUUUUUGUCGUUUGUGGGAUUUGAGCGCAAAAAAAGUGUGCCUCAAAGCGAGGAGUUCGGCCUUAUUUUUUGGUGCUGUCGCUUUCCGAUUUACUGUAUCAUGCCGGGGGGAAAAAAAAAAGUGCGAGGUUGGCCGGAAGCUCGCGCUAACACGGCGGAAAAGCUUCCCCCCCCCCUGCCCCUCGGUUGGUUGGAGAUGUGCAAUCGUGUUAACAUUCCAUUUUUCUUCCACUCCAUCUGACUUCAAUUCUUAUCAUUUUUGAUUUUUGUUUUCAUUUUCUCAAGUAGAGCCACUAGUGUCAAAUGUGAAAUGUUCAGUUUUGUCCCAAUUAUAAUUUUUUUUUUUUACUUGUUUAUUAUUCGAUUAAAUUGAGUGUUUGUUUGUUUCCCCCCCCCCCCCCCCCCCCCCUCCCCUCCCAUGAAUUUUUUUGUACAUAAUCCUGUAAAUGUCUUUUACAUACUUGGCCCGGUGGGGAAGGACGCCAGGAAAGAGUGAUGAUGAUGAAGAAAAAGCCUUACAAUUCCCUUUCUUCAUCGGCGUGUGCGCUGACGACAGCGUCUCUCCCGUAUGUAAAGAAAAAAAAAUCGUUUAAGUGCUGCUUAUAUCGCUAAAAAGACAUAAGACGACUUUCCCCCACCCUUACCCGAGCCCCUUGAGCCUAGUUUUUUUUGUUUAGCUUUACUUUUUUUUUUUUUUUGUAAGGGGGAAAAAGCAGGCGAGGAAAAAGUUACUUUAAAAUUUUUUUUUUUUUUACAUUUUCAAGCAUGAAAAUUUCACACAAAGAAAGGUCGUAGCUCCUCAUGUUGCACUGAGAAAAAAUGCUUUUAAAUGGAUACUUUUUUGUUUUGUUUUGUUGGUCGUCAUCCCGCCCACGCAGAGGACUGAAAAACUCUUUUACGUCUAUUUAAGGAAAAAAAACGCUGUGCGCGUUUUCAGCGUUUAAAUAAUAAUGAAAAAAGAAAGCUGUUGUCAAGUUUUUAUGGCCUUAACGAUGUUUUUCAUCUUGUUUGAUUUUUGAUGUCUGAAAGUGCUCGCUAACAAAAAGCGAGGCUCUUAAUUUAUUGGUCCAGACUCUCGUGUUGGUUACUUUUUUUUUUUACUUUUUUGCAGUUUGUUUGUAUUUGAGGUUGAAUAAAAACUUGCCGACAAUUCACUGUCAAGCCUUUG
This is a messenger RNA of Phyllopteryx taeniolatus (common seadragon), 6238 nucleotides long. RefSeq names its product jumonji and AT-rich interaction domain containing 2b (gene jarid2b). The transcript has 19 exons. The record is from RefSeq and is a predicted model, not a curated record. NCBI's taxonomy places the organism in Eukaryota, Metazoa, Chordata, Actinopteri, Syngnathiformes, Syngnathidae. Gene Ontology annotation, molecular function: DNA binding; histone demethylase activity. Gene Ontology annotation, cellular component: nucleus. Bases 552 to 4844 code for a protein of 1430 amino acids. Gene Ontology annotation, biological process: chromatin remodeling.